This is a messenger RNA of Nothobranchius furzeri (turquoise killifish), 2661 nucleotides long. RefSeq names its product protein HID1. Lineage: Eukaryota; Metazoa; Chordata; Actinopteri; Cyprinodontiformes; Nothobranchiidae. Gene Ontology annotation, cellular component: membrane; Golgi medial cisterna; Golgi trans cisterna. The record is from RefSeq and is a predicted model, not a curated record.
UUUCCGAGCAGCUCCUGAACGCAGCAGGAGCGCAGCUAGCGGUGGAUGAAGGAUCUCCUCCUCCUCCUCAGGACGCGGAUCCAGCUGGAAUCUGGAAACAAAAAUGGGAAACGCGGACACCAAACUUCAUUUCAGGAAAGCGGUGAUCCAGCUGACGACCAAAACGCAGCCCGUCGAGGCCACAGACGACGUGUUCUGGGAUCAGUUCUGGUCAGAACCCAUUGCUACUCAGGAUGUUUUUGCUCUGGUUCCUGCAGCAGAAAUCCGAGCCGUCAGAGAAGAGUCUCCUUCCAACCUGGCGACCCUCUGCUACAAGGCCGUGGAGCGGCUGGUUCAGUGCGCUGACUCCGGCUGCCCCUCGGAGAAGGAGCAUCAGGUCGUGUUGAACUGCACCCGCCUGCUGACCCGAAUCCUGCCGUACAUUUUUGAGGAUGCCGACUGGAGAGGUUUCUUCUGGUCCACCAUCCCUGGAGCCAAAAGAACUGAGGCUUUGGAUGAAGACGAUGAUGUGAAUGAAGCUCGGCCUCUGGCUGAAUCGCUGCUGCUCGCCAUCUCCGACCUGCUGUUCUGUCCUGACUUCACCGUCCAGAGCCACAAAAAGGAAGCAUCGGAAGACAUGCGGCCCAUUGACAGCUGUGAGCUCAUCUGGGAGGCCGGAGUUGGCUUUGCGCAGUCACCGCCUCCAAACUACAUCCAUGACCUCAAUAGGACAGAGCUGCUGAAGCUGCUUCUCACCUGUUUCUCUGAAGCCAUGUACCUUUCUCCUUCCUCUGACUGCAAAGUGUUUGACCCCUGGGUCUCCUUCUUUUGUUCUGCAGAAAACAGACAUGCCCUGCCUCUGUUCACAUCCUUGCUAAAUGUGGUGUGUGCCUACGAUCCAAUUGGAUACGGAUUUCCGUACAACCACCUGCUGUUCUCUGACUACCGGGAGCAGCUGGUGGAGCAGGCGCUGCAGAUCCUGAUCGUUACGCUGGAACACGAGAACAGAUCGGCCGCGAGUGCUGCCCUCCAGGCUUUGGACGCCUCCACACACCUUCCUUCAGAGGAGGAGCCAGAGGUCUUCUUUUCCCAGCCUUCCGGGCCUGACAACCUCUUUGUGAAUUAUCUCUCCAGGAUCCACAGAGAGGAGGACCUGAAUUUCGUUCUGAAAGGUUUGGCUCGGCUGCUCAACAACCCUCUGAUCCAGACUUAUCUGCCUCGAUCAACCAAGAAGAUCCAGUUCCACCAGGAGCUGCUGAUCCUCUUCUGGAAGUUUUGUGACUUCAACAAGAAGUUCCUGUUCUUUGUGCUGAAGAGCAGCGACGUGUUGGAGAUGCUGGUCCCCAUCUUGUUCUACCUGAACGACGCCAGGGCAGAUCAGUCUCGCGUGGGCCUCGUGCACAUCGGAGUGUUCAUCCUGCUGCUGCUGAGUGGAGAGAGAAACUUCGGUGUUCGUCUGAACAAACCCUACACUCUUCGGGUCCCCAUGGACAUUCCUGUCUUCACAGGAACUCACGCCGAUCUGCUCAUCGUGAUUUUUCAUAAAAUCAUCACCUGUGGUCACCAGCGUCUCCAUCCUCUGUUUGACUGCCUGCUCACCAUCAUCGUGAACAUUUCACCGUACCUGAAGAGCCUCUCCAUGGUAGCAGCCAACAAGCUGCUCCACCUCCUAGAGGCCUUCUCCACUCCCUGGUUCCUCCUCACUGCUCCUCAGAACCACAAUCUGGUCUUUUUCCUGCUGGAGGUCUUCAACAACAUCAUUCAGUAUCAGUUUGAUGGAAACUCCAACCUUGUUUACGCCAUCAUCCGUAAGCGCAACGUUUUCCAGCAGCUAGCCAACCUGCCGACCGAUGGGCCGUCCAUUCAGAAAGCUUUACAAAAGAGGAAAAAGUCUGGCAUAGACAACAUUAACUCUACAGAUGAGUCCAUGGAAGGAUCCAGACCUGCUGCCCCCGCUGAACCCGGCACACUCAAAGCCAGUUUAGAGGCCACUCCAGGAAUCGAUAAGAUAACAGAGAGGUCUCAGGUGAGUGAAGACGGGACGAUGAUCACUGUGCCACUUCCACCAUCUGCAGCGAAGCCAGCCGACAGCAACGCCACCCACGGAGUCAGUGACGCCGAGUUGAAGAGAAACCACGAGACUAAACACAAACAGCCAGUGGCAUCAAGGAGUCGAAUGUCGAGCGUCUCAUCGGAGGCAUCCUGGAGCGCCAGCCCAGACUGGAUGUUGUCGUGGAAAUCCAAACUUCCUCUCCAAACGAUCAUGAGGCUGCUGCAGGUUCUGGUGCCUCAGGUGGAAAAGAUUUGCAUCGACAAGGGUCUAACAGAUGAGUCUGAAAUCCUGAAGUUCCUGCAGCACGGCACGCUCGUCGGCCUGCUGCCUGUUCCUCAUCCCAUUCUUAUCAGGAAGUACCAAGCGAACGCUGGCACUGCCAUGUGGUUCCGCACCUACAUGUGGGGAGUCAUCUACCUGCGCAACGUGGAUCCUCCCGUCUGGUACGACACCGACAUCCGGCUGUUCGAGAUUCAGAGGAUUUGAGGAGCUGCGGGUGUUUAUUUCAGCGAUACUGCCUGGUUUAUCCCUCACAUCUGUAAUGAUUCCCCCUACUUAAAAAAUAAAGAAGCUCUAAAUGUGGAAGGAUAUAAUUUUUUAUUUCAUCGACAUUCAAAAUAAAGCAAAUA